AUGCCGAGUCCGCUCGUGUUCGUCGGCGGGGGCGCGGCGCUGACGGCGGCGGCCCGAGCGGCGGACAAGGCGAACGGUGGUGGCGGACCAUUCCGGCGGCUGGGCGAGGGCCGCGGCGCGGCGUUGCGGGAGGCUUGGCCGGUGGAGGCGCUGCACACCGUGCCCGCAGCAAGGCGGGCGGCGGCGGGCGACGCGGACGAGCUGUUUGCGUACGCCCGUCCGCCCACGAGCAAGGCAAAGCGCGAGGCGGGCGAGCGGCGCGCCUUGCAGCACCAGGAGUGGGCUGACGCGCCCAAAGAGAAGAGGCAGAGGGCGGCGGAGGAGCGGGCAGCGGUGCAGGCGGCGCUGCUGGCGCCGCUCGCGGCGGCGGACACCACGGCGUCGCUGCGGAGGCCGAGCCUACGACGGGAUAUGGACAAAGACGUGUGGACCCACCCAGCGCUGUGCUGGAACGGAUCGCAGUUUGCGGUGAAUGCCGAUGUGCCGGAGGGGUCGGACCUCGUGAGGCUCUCCCCCGCCUACCUCAAGCGCGAGUGCCCCAUCGCCGCGGAUCCGCUCCAGCUCAUCUCCAAGCUCGCCGCUUCGCAGCGGAUACGAGAGCUUCCGCUCGACUUCGAGCCUCCCCGCGAGGGCGACGCUGUGCUCAAGCAGCUGGAUGGCUCGAUCUUUGCGCCAAGACUCAACGUGAAUGCGCGCAUGAUUGCGACGUCCGACACGCCUCGCGCAGUGAUGCACUACAUCUGCCGCUCCCAGAGGCUCGACGGCGGCAAGUGCUACGCAAUUCUGACGGGGAUUGAUUACUUUGACCACCGGAGUGGCGGAGCGGUCGUCGGCGGCACCACGAAGCAGGGCAUCUUCUUGCGCACGUUCCGGGCGCUGAAGGCUGGCGAGCCGGUUUAUCACGACUAUUUCGCGGCGGCGCACGUCAACUGUGUGCAGACGGCGGUCCAGUACGGGUUUGUUGAUCUGGAGGACGAGAACAUCGCAAUCCCCAACAGCGUGACCAUUUGCUUGCCGAACCCGCUGAGAGGAGCGUGUCUGCCGUGCACGCUGUGGCGCACCCUGCAGGACCGUGCGCUAAGGGCCCGUGUGACGUUCAGCGGAGAGCAGAUGUCCGUCAAGGGCAGCCCCACUGACCUGAAGCGGAACGGCAUCUCUCCAACGUUCGCACAGUUGAUCAAGUUGCUCUUCCCUACUCCACUCGAGCAGCUGAUGUUCCUCUUGCACACGCACAAGGGCCUCCGCGACCUAUGGGACAAGCAGCGCAAGAUCUGUCAGCCCACGCUGCUGGAGGCCGGAUCCGACAACCCUCGAUUGCGGUCAGCCAUCGCCCGCUGCUUCGUCGUGGCAGAGGACUGUAUCGCAAGCCUGGCAAGGCUCGUUCAGCACACCAUCACCUCCAACAACCUGCCACACCAUCCAGUGCGCGCGCUCUCGCGGGCCAAGCCCACGCCGGUGACGCUAUUCGCAGAGCUCGCGGCGUCGGCGUCGUUUGUGCACAAAGAGUGGGGUCAAACGCCUGUCCUCUAUCGCACCCAGCAGGGGAUCGCGGACAUCUUUACCAUGGACGAUCUCGCGGUGGCCACCGACAACAACCUUCUCCCAUUCGCGCAGUUUUUUGGCAGACGCGAGGGAGGAGAUCAGCUUGCGUCUAGUGGCGUAUGGAGGGCGGCCGGGGCGGAUAGAGGCACUGGGUUCUAUGGCUUCGCAAACGUCUCCCUGGUUCAGACGAAAUACCUGCGCUUCGACGAGGUGGAGGAGGCGCUACUCAAGGGCUCCAUUGUCUACAACUGCGCCGGGGCGACCCACCCGAAGUUGGGCAGCCUCUGCUUGACGGCGAUGGACUCAUUCGAUCUCCCCGUCCAGGCCAACCUCUACGUGACUGGCAAGGGCAUUGCGACGUCCGCGACGCCGCACUCUGACAAGCAGAACGUCCUCGUGCUGCAGUCGCGUGGAGCCAAGCACUGGCGCGUCUUCGCCCCGCCCCCACCGUUUGCGAAGCCCGCCGCUGACCCGCUCGCACGCGGCAAACUCGACGACACGCUCCGCACUGACGAACUCGGCGAACCUCUCAUCGACGUGGUCCUCAAGCCAGGGGAUUGCCUCUACGUACCGGCUGGCUUCCCGCACACGACGGACACCGUCCACGUGACGGGUGCAGGCGCUGCCGCCGCCGAGGCCUCGGUGCACAUCACGCUCGGCGUCGCCACAAACCUCUGGGGCCUCAGCUAUGCGGACGCGCGGUCCGGCGCCCUCUCCCGAACCGGACAGCCCGAUACGCUCACCCCGACAGCACUGCAGCCCGCUUUAUACUGGUUGCUGAUGCGCGCUCCGUCGAGCCUCGGCUUCUUCCGGCAGCACCAGCGUGAGCACGAGCGUGCGUGCGCCGGUCUGGUGCGCGCCUCGCGCCUCGCCGAGACAGCUCGCUGGGAGAACAUGUCUGACGCCGAGGUGUCGUCGCGGCUCGAUGCGCCCCAGAUCAUAGCGCAACUUGAGCGCCACAGGGAGCGCAUCGUCUCCAUUCAUCGCAAGAUGCACCUCGGCGCCGUGCGCCACCAGCGAGUAGCGCCCAGCGACCCUGGCUUGUCGAUCGCCCGCGUCGAGACGUACAAGAAAGAGCUCGAGGCUGCACACCAAGAGCACCUGCAGUGGUUCAAAUCACAGCCAGAGGCGGCGACGGCCGGUCAGGAAGCGGAGGCGGCGGAGGCAGGCGACCAGCAGGCCGAGCCUCCUCCGUACAGGCGCAGCGGCUCGUCCUCCCCCUCGCGCCGGAGCUCGGGCAAGUCGGUCAGGUGGUGGGACGAGAGGGACUGA
Emiliania huxleyi CCMP1516 is the source of this 2814-nucleotide messenger RNA. RefSeq lists its product as hypothetical. The record is from RefSeq and is a predicted model, not a curated record. The coding region runs from base 1 to 2814 and encodes 937 amino acids. Gene Ontology annotation, cellular component: nucleolus. Lineage: Eukaryota; Haptophyta; Isochrysidales; Noelaerhabdaceae. The transcript is spliced from 4 exons. Gene Ontology annotation, molecular function: histone H3K36 demethylase activity; histone H3K4 demethylase activity.